AUGUAUCGCAUAGGAAUCGACGUGGGCGGGACGAACUCGGACGCAGCCAUCAUUGAUAUAAAUGAAAUCGACACGCCGUCUCGCGGAGUUCUCGCGACAUGCAAAACGCCGACGACGGCACAUGUGACGCUGGGCAUCAAGGAAGCCGUUGAAAAAGUCCUCUUGGAAUCCAAGGUCGAUAGGAGCAAGGUCCUGAACGUCGCGAUUGGAACCACGCAUUUCGUCAACGCCGUGGUCGAGAACGACGCCAGGAGACUGAGCAAGGUGGCCGUGAUCCGGCUGUGUGGUCCAUAUACGAAAAAGAUUCCUCCAUUCUGCGACUUUCCGUAUGCGUUGCGCAACAUCAUCGAAGGGCCCCAUUACUACCUUGACGGUGGUCUCGAGAUUGAUGGGCGAGAGAUCUCGACGCUCGACCCGGCCCAGAUCAAGCGCACAGCCGAUGAGAUUGUAGCCCAAGGAAUCCAAUACGUCGCCGUUGUCGGCGUCUUCUCGGCGUUGGAUCACCAGGGCAUCCACGAGGAGAAGUGCAAGGCCCUCCUUCAGGAGUACUAUCCUUCGCUGUCGGUGGUGUGUUCCCAUUCCAUCGGCGGACCGGGACUGUUGCCGCGAGAGAAUGCCACGAUUCUCAAUGCGUCGAUUCUGGCGUUUGCCCGCAAAACCAUCAAGGGUUUCAGACUUGCCAUGGCGAAGUUGGAUCUCGCGUGUCCGCUAUACCUCACACAGAACGACGGCACGCUCACGGACGCCGCGGUGGCUGCUGAGCUGCCUAUCAAGACUUUUGCCAGCGGUCCGACCAACAGCCUGAUGGGAGCCGCCUUCCUCCAGGGACUAGACCAUGGGGACAAGAAGACGGCAGAUAAGCAGUUUGUCGUGGUAGACAUUGGAGGCACGACGACCGACAUUUGCGCCUUACUACCGAACGGCUUUCCUCGACAAGCACCAAACUUCGUCGAGGUCGGUGGCGUACGUACAGCAUUCAGUAUGCCGGAGGUUUACAGCAUCGGUCUCGGCGGCGGCAGUCGAGUACGACAGAGCGCGGAUGGCGGCAAAGUAACUGUUGGCCCUGAUUCCGUGGCGCUGCGCCUGACGACGGACGCGCUGGUGUUCGGGGGAGACGUGAUGACAUCCACGGAUGUUGUUGUUGCCUCUGGCGCCGCGAGCAUAGGCCAGGCCGACAAGGUGAAACACAUCUCUCCCGAGCUGAUCAGUGCUGUCAAGGCGGAUAUGAAGAGGCAACUCGAGAGAGCCAUCGACAACAUGAAAGUCUCUUCGGCCCCGGUGUCUGUGCUGCUUGUGGGAGGCGGCUCCAUCAUUCUCACGGACGAUCUGGCACUGGAUGGCGUGGAAGAAUGCCUACGGCCACCUCAUCACGACUCCGCGAACGCCGUUGGUGCCGCCAUCGCCAAGGUUGCGGGUGAGAUCGAUGUCAUUGAGGUUCUCGCAGGACGAGACGAAGAUGCUGCAGUCGAAGCGGCGAAACAGGCUGCCAUCAAAGCUGCCAUUGCGAAUGGAGCUGACGAGAGCACCGUGCAGAUUGUCGAGAUCAAGAAGAUCCCCCUGCAGUAUGUAACGAACAAAGCCACUCGAUUCGUAAUGAAAGCGGUGGGAAAUCUUCGAGUACGAGAUGGACCAGGCUGUGCCCACUCCAACGGUGUCUCCAGCGCUGAUAUCGGGGAGGACUUCGAAGCCAUCGAGGAAGUGAAGAAGGCCGAAGUCACCAAAGUCGAGAAGGGAAGUCUGGCCAAACCUGCGAUGGAGGUUGAUCUUACGCAGUACCGACCCCGAGUCGAGAAUGGGAUAUGGUACAUCUCCCCCGUCGACGUCGAGAUGAUCGCCUCCGGAGCAGGCGUCCUCGGCACUGGCGGCGGCGGCUCAGCGUACCUGAUGGCGCUGUACACCCAGAACCUCCUCCGCGACGGCGCAGAAGGCAAGAUCCGAGUCAUGCGUCCCGAGGACUUGAAGGAUUCCGACAUCUGCGUAUUCGGCGCUGGCUACGGUGCGCCGAGCGUGAGCGACGAGCGCAUCUCGUCUGGGACCGACGUCUUCACGGCCAUCGACGCAGUCAACACCAUCAUGGGCAUCAAGUCGUUCGACGCGAUCGUCACCGACGAGAUUGGUGGCGGAAACGGCCUCGUCACGAUGCCCACGAGUGCCAAAUACGACCGACCCAUCGUCGACUGCGACCUGAUGGGCCGAGCGUAUCCGUCGCUCGAACACGGAACGCCCUACGUGUACGGGUUUCCCGUCCUCCCCGUUGCCACGGCGGAUUGCAAGGGGAACUGCUCGGUCACCUUGACCGCAGAAUCGAACAGGAAGGUCGAAAGCUUGAUCCGCACCACCUGUGUCGAGCUGGGCAACUCGACGGGCACCGCGGGCCGGCCUCUCGAGGGGAAAGUGAUCAAGAAAUACACCGUGACGAACACGAUCUCGCAAGCCUGGUACCUCGGUCGUGCGGUCCAUCUCGCGAGACAGACGAAGCUGGACUUCAUUGAAGCCAUUGCAAGCAUCACGCCAGUCAAGUCCCUAUACACCGGCAAGAUCGUAGACGUGACACGCGACGUGUCCCGGGGAUACACGGUCGGAAAGGUCGUCGUAGCACCACUUGCGGCGGACGAGGAGGAAGGGACAUCACCGUCGUCGACCGCGUCUGAGAAGCGGCACCUCGUCAUCCCUUUCCAGAACGAAUACCUGUCCGCGGCCUACGUGGACAGCGAGAAAGGCGAGGGCAAGGAGGAGGUCAUCUGCACUGUGCCCGACCUCAUCAGCAUUCUCGGCCAGGACGGCGAGGCUCUGGGAUCGCCGGAACUACGGUACGGGUUGAAGGUCAGAGUCAUUGGUCUCCCUGCCCACCCGCUGUGGACGUCGACGCCGGAAGGUCUCAAGGUGGGAGGACCCGAAUACUUCGGUCUCGGCACCGAGUUCAAGGCGAUCGGAGAAUACCAAAAGCCUAGAAGUGUCAUUGACGAGUUCGGCACGGUUGGGAAACGUUAG
Messenger RNA from Exophiala spinifera, 2991 nucleotides. RefSeq lists its product as uncharacterized. Gene Ontology annotation, molecular function: 5-oxoprolinase (ATP-hydrolyzing) activity. Gene Ontology annotation, cellular component: cytosol. Lineage: Eukaryota; Fungi; Ascomycota; Eurotiomycetes; Chaetothyriales; Herpotrichiellaceae. The coding region runs from base 1 to 2991 and encodes 996 amino acids. The transcript has 4 exons. The record is from RefSeq and is a predicted model, not a curated record. Gene Ontology annotation, biological process: glutathione metabolic process.